This is a messenger RNA of Elephantulus edwardii (Cape elephant shrew), 945 nucleotides long. RefSeq names its product olfactory receptor 4D6-like. Gene Ontology annotation, molecular function: olfactory receptor activity; G protein-coupled receptor activity. The record is from RefSeq and is a predicted model, not a curated record. The coding region runs from base 1 to 945 and encodes 314 amino acids. Gene Ontology annotation, biological process: G protein-coupled receptor signaling pathway. Gene Ontology annotation, cellular component: membrane. The transcript has a single exon. Lineage: Eukaryota; Metazoa; Chordata; Mammalia; Macroscelidea; Macroscelididae.
AUGGGCCAGCACAACUACACCAAUGUGAAGGAAUUCGUUUUCCUGGAACUCACUCACUUUCAGGAGCUGGAAUAUUUUCUGUUUGCUGUCUUCCUGGUUGUGUACAUAACAACAGUGCUGGGAAACACGCUCAUUGUGGUCACUGUCACCUUUGAGUCUCGCCUCCACACGCCCAUGUACUUUCUCCUCAGAAAUAAAUCAGUCCUAGACAUUGUCUUUUCAUCCAUCACUGUCCCCAAGUUCCUGAUGGAUCUUUUAUCAAAGAAGAAGGCUAUCUCCUACAAUGGCUGCUUUGCACAGAUCUUUUUCUUCCACUUUGCUGGUGGCGCAGAUAUUUUCUUCCUCUCUGUCAUGGCCUAUGACAGGUACCUUGCAAUCGCCAAGCCCCUCCACUAUGUGAGCAUUAUGAGGAGAGAGGUGUGGUUGACCUUGGUGGUGGCCUCCUGGGUGGGAGGUGGUCUGCAUUCAAUUGUCCAGGUAAUUCUGAUGAUUCCACUGCCCUUCUGUGGGCCCAAUGUUUUAGAUGCCUUCUACUGUGAUGUGCCCCAGGUGGUGAAACUGGCCUGUACAGACACCUUUGUUCUGGAGCUCCUCAUGGUCUCCAACAAUGGCCUAGUGACUCUGCUGUGGUUCCUCCUGCUCCUCGGGUCUUACACGGUUAUCCUGGUGAUGCUUCGGUCCCACACUGGAGAAGGACGCAACAAAGCCCUCUCUACUUGUACCUCUCACAUCAUGGUCGUGACUCUACACUUCGUGCCCUGUGUUUACAUUUAUUGUCGGCCCUUCAUUACUCUGCCCAUGGACACAGCCAUCUCCAUCAACAACACAGUCAUCACUCCCAUGCUGAACCCCAUGAUCUACACGCUGAGGAACCACGAGAUGAAGUCAGCCAUGAGGAGACUACAAAGGCGGCUCUGGUCUACUGAGAGCAAUAAACUAAGGUGA